This is a messenger RNA of Pseudogymnoascus verrucosus, 600 nucleotides long. RefSeq lists its product as uncharacterized. Lineage: Eukaryota; Fungi; Ascomycota; Leotiomycetes; Thelebolales; Thelebolaceae. The record is from RefSeq and is a predicted model, not a curated record. The transcript is spliced from 2 exons. Bases 146 to 562 code for a protein of 138 amino acids.
ACUGUAUUCUACUGUGAAGCCUCUGUUCUGCUGCCCAAAGUGAGAAUUCCGGCCACCGGAGACGCCAUAGACGCCAUACAAUUUGUGUGUGGUCCCUGUAUUCCGGUAUCCUCUGCAACACUCACUAAACACACGCAUCGCAACAAUGGCAUUCGCGCACAUCAGCCUACCCGUGGGCAGCCACUACAUCGCCAUGAGAAACUUCUACACCGCCAUCCUCAAGCCUCUCGGCUACGAGAUCAAGCUAGGCAACGGCGAGGGUCAAGAAUUCUGCGGCCUAGGCACCAAUGCCUCCGGCCCUAUCUUCUGGCUUGGCCUCGGCCCAAGUAACAGGACACUGCCCAAGUAUGAUGGCAAUCUGGAGAACCGCAUCGCUCCAAUUCAUCUGGCAUUUGAGGCAGCGAGCCCCAAAGAAGUCGAUGAGUGGUAUGAGACCGCUAUCAAAUCUGGGGGUGUUGAUAAUGGCAAGCCUGGAAAGCGCCAGUACUCAAGGGCUUUCUAUGCAGCUUUUGUUCUAGAUCCGCUAGGGAAUAAUAUUGAGGUGGUGUACAAUUUAGAAUAGCAGUAGCUAGACUUUGUUGAAUAAUCGACUACGAGAAG